Arabidopsis arenosa is the source of this 1667-nucleotide messenger RNA. NCBI's taxonomy places the organism in Eukaryota, Viridiplantae, Streptophyta, Magnoliopsida, Brassicales, Brassicaceae. The record is from the annotation of a GenBank genome assembly.
GAACAGAGACAGUCUUUCAAUAGGGUGAAAGAAGAAGACUAGGGUUUUAGUGACAAAGGAAGAAGACGAAGACGGCGAUGAAUUCGUUAACCGUUGAACAAGUGCUGAAAGAGAAGAAGACCCAUGACCCUGAUUCCGUCAAGGAACUUAAUCUCGGCCACAAAGCUCUCACCGACGUGUCUUGUUUGAGCAAAUUCAAAAACUUGGAGAAGCUUGAUCUUCGUUUCAACAACCUCAAGGAUCUUCAGGGACUCAAGUCUUGUGUGAACUUGAAAUGGCUUUCAGUUGUGGAGAAUAAAUUGCAAAGCUUAAGUGGAAUUGAAGCACUCACUAAGCUUACGGUGCUAAAUGCUGGAAAGAAUCAGCUCAAAUCCAUGAAUGAGAUCUCUACUCUUGUCAAUUUGCGGGCAUUGAUUUUGAAUGACAAUGAAAUCUCCUCCAUUUGCAAGCUAGAUCUACUGAAAGACUUGAACAGUCUCGUUCUUUCUAGGAACCCAAUCAGUGAAAUCGGUGACUCACUUUCAAAGUUGAAAAACCUCUCUAAAAUUUCUUUGUCUGACUGCAGAAUAAAAGCUAUUGGGGCUUCUCUCAAGUCAUGCUCUGAUUUGAAAGAGCUGCGACUUGCGCACAAUGAAAUUAAGGCCCUCCCAGCAGAACUAGCAGUCAACAAAAGACUACUGAAUUUGGAUGUCGGAAACAAUAUGAUUACGAAAAUCUCUGGUUUAGAGGUUUUGGGUACACUAUCUUGCUUGCGAAACCUGAAUAUUCGAGGAAACCCGAUCUCUGAUAACGAGAAGUCAGCUAAGAAGGUGAGAGCGUUGCUCCUCCCUUCAGUGAAUGUAUUCAACGCUCAACCCUUAGAAAAAAGCUCAAGGAAUGCAAAGCAUACCCGGCUUGAUACCGAUGAUGAAAACUUUGAUGCUCAUCACAACAAAUCAGGAGAAGAAGAACAAUCCAAAGAAGAUCGAAAAAGCAAGAAGAGCUCCAAGAGAAACAAGUCAGAAGAAGAAGAAGCCAACAAUGAUGAUCACAAGACCAAGAAGAAGAAGUCUAAGAGCAACCCAAAUGUAGAUCAAGUUGAAACAGAAAAGAAUGAAGAACAUAAACAGAAGAAAAUCCAAAGUAACAAUGAUGAUGAUGAUGCUGAGAAGAAACAGAAAAGGGCUACUCCAAAGGAGGAACUCGAUGCUAUCGAUGAUGCUGAAACCUCUUUUGCAGAAAUCUUUUCUCGGGAAAAUGUGUCAAAGGGUUCUUCUGGUGACGGUAUUGAGAAGAAGAAGAGAAGCAGUGUGCAAGAGACAGGUUUAGUGAAAGUGAUAGAUACUAAAGCUAACAAGAAGAAGAAAAUUGAAAAGAAGCAAAGCAAGAGUGUAGUGAUUGAUCUUCCCAUGGAAGUUGAGAUCGGGUUAGGAGGAGAGUCUAAGUGGGAGUAAACUGGAAAACCGAAACUCCGGUGGUGCAACACUUUAAAGAGAAGGGACAGUUAUGACUUUAGCAUCCAACGCUAGGGAGGAGUAUUUUUGAUAUGGUUAAGAACAUAAGAGAGGAAGAAAAUGGUUUUGAUCUUCUUUAUAAAUGGUUUUUUGUAGUGUUGAGAAGCUCUAAUUUUGCACUUUGUUUGAACAUCUUUGACUACAAUUCCAUUUUUAUAAAAUGUUUUGUCAUGU